AAUUUAAUACGAAAAUGCAAUUUUAACAUUGCUUUUAACUUCCAAAAAGAAACGUCAAAUCGCAACUUUAAAGUGAUUUUUCGAAAUAAAGAUGAAUUAAAAAUUGGUGAGGUAAGAAUUUUAGAGGAUGAAGGGUUGUAUGUGUGCGAAUCAAAAAUUCUUUAUAAAAAUGUAAUAGAACGGAGAUUAAUGAAGGAGGAGGCGAAAUGGUUUAAUUGCGAUGGUAAUCUUAAAUUAAUUGAUAACCCCCAAUUAAAUUUAAGUUAUAAGCCGCAAGAAGCGGAGGUUAUUGAGACAAAUUAUGUUUUACCAGAUCAAAAUGGUUGUAUUAAAGAAACCCCGGAUAUUUUUGUAUGCAAGUCGAACAUUUUGUUGUUAAAUAUUACGCAAUUAAAAUUUAAUCACCACCCAUUGUUUAGUUUAGAACAUAUUUUUCAUAAAAAAUUAUUGUUUUAUUACGAAAAAUUUCACGAAAGAAAAAUCAGCAACAAAUUAGAAGUUAUAAUGAAUCGAUUAGAAAGCUUAAGAAGAUCACGAGAUGCAAUGAAUAUUAACGGAUCUGGGGAAAAUGUAGCUCAACACGUAGAAGAAAUCAAAAAAUUACGAAAUAAAUUAAUUUUAGAAUCAUCUGAGUUAAGGGGAUUAACUAAAAAUAUCUUGAGGAAUUGGAAAAAUAUAAAAAUGAUUCGGAAGAAGAAAGGGUACUCAAACACUAACGUGAGUUUAAUAAUUUAUAAAGAAAAAUCGAACUAUUCUGUCGAUAUAGAACAACAAAGACGAGAAAUUGAAAACAUGAUAACCGAAAUAGCAAACGAAAUGAAAUUCGAUUACCAAAAUAAACUGGAUGAAUACCGCGAUGAUUUGGCAAAGUGGAAAUUGAAUAAAUCCGAAGAUAAAAAACCGAAAAAACCAAUCAUCGAUAUAGACGAAGAUGAUAUUCGCCACGAAGUUUUAGCAACAUUCAAAGAGGCUUUUCGCCCCCCGGGAGAACCAAUUCUAACUUUUAAAAUAACUAAUAACAAUUUGAUUACAAACGAAAUCGAAGAUAAAAACGAAAAUUUGCGACGACAAGCUUUAAAAGCAACCAAACUUUAUUUCAAAAUUAUUUACAACAACACCGAGGCGUUCAAAUCAAAAUCGAUUGACUUAAACGAUGAGUUUCUUUGCAAUUUCGAAGAGGCUUUCUCAUUAAAAGUAAACGACUUCCCCGAUAGGGUCAUCAUGGAGUUGUAUGAAAUCCCGGGAUCUUUAUCGAAAAGAAAAAUAGCUGAGAUAUGCCUAAAGUUGCCUCACUUAAAAAAUAGGUAUCAACAAGAAAAUAUUGAUGAAUUCUUAAAGGAGGAAUUGAUUCAUUACAAACACGAAGGAACCGGAAGUGGAAUUGAAUUAGAAGAAGUAACAAAAGAUUUAGAAUUAAAUUUAGAUGAAAAUUAUCUUUUAAAUACUUGUGGGAGUAUUAAUUACCACAUAAAUUGGGAUGAAUCAAAAAUUAGCGAAAUUAAAGAAGAUAAUUUUACUCACAGCAAUGUUUUAGAUGAAAAAGGAGAAAUCGAUUCGAAAAAAUUAUCGGAUUGGGUCAAAAACGUCAAAAUCGAUCCUUUAAACCCACAUAAUUCUUUUAUAUUUGAAUAUCUCGAAUCCGGAUUAAACGAUGUUUGUGAAACGCCUAAAUCUCAAUUUCGGUGUAACCCAGAAAUGAAAAAAUUAUCUUUUUAUAGUCCAGAAAAAAUUAAUUCAAACUUACGCUUCCAAGUGUUACAAUUAAGGAAUAAAAAUGAACCGGAAUUUCUUGGAAUGUACGUCCCAAAUAGAUUAAAAGAAAUCCCCGAAAAUAUUUUAACGAAUCAUAAUCAAAGAAAAAAGCAAGAAAGGACCUUAUCGGCUGAUAGCGAAGAUGAUAACGUUGAUGCAAAAAGAUUGCAUGGAAUUCGGUGUUUAAAACAAUUACACACAAAAGUGUAUCAACAAUGUAGAUCUUCACAAAAUAAUUUGACUUACGAGAAUAUAGUCGAUGAAAGAUUAAUAUCGUAUUUCCAGAAUUUAACCAAAACCUUGUUAUUUAAUUUCUUAAAUUGGUUUAAAAUUCGACCGGGAAUGAAUAAACCUUUGCCGAAAUUGGCGAUUGAACAACGUGGGGAAGGGGAAAUAACACCACUUUGUAAACAAUCCUCAUCAAAAAUAAUCGUUGAAGUUUUAUCUGCUACUAAUAUACCGCACAAAGUUCUUGUGAAGAAACAAAGUAGAACACGAUCUAGUAGCGAAAUUCUUGAAGAACCUAAGGUUUAUAUUGAAGUUACUUAUGAAGGGAUGACUUUAGGUACUUCUGUUCAAGAAGGAAUUAAUCCUAAUUGGAACCAAAAACUUAUGUUUCCUUUAAGAUCUAAACAUAUUGAUUAUCUCAAUCCAAAUGCAUUAAAUGGAGUUGUAGUUAUAAAUAUAUGGAAUGAAACUGAGUUGAAAGGCUCCGAUUCAAAAAGUAACGAUUGGUUGGGAAAUAUACGAAUUCCGAUAGCAUCUAUUGCUCAUACAGAAAAGCUAAGUGGAUUCUUUAAAGUAAAUUCUCCCUUGCUUUUAAAUUAUGAACACCACAUCAUCCACAUCCAAUUAAAUAUCUGGAUGGAACCAAACUUUCCAAAAUUCAUCUUAGAUUUGGAAACCAUCUCAACAAGCGAACCAGCAUACUUACACAAACACAUUUUUAAUUGGAAUAAAAUUUAUAAUGCAAGUUACCCUCACCGACAAUUCUCAUCAAUGGUUAUUGAUUAUUAUGGAAAAACAAUCUGUUUAACAAGAUUUAUAAAACCGUUAGAACCCCCUCAAACGAACGUUUUAGGCCAUUUCGAAACGACUCCCGAACAAUGCGCAAGAUUUGUCCAAUUAAUCCCCUUUAUUGAAUGCAAUAAACUUUAUAAUAACGUAUGUUUAUGCGUAGAGGAAAUGUUAAAACUAUCUAUUGGAACAAUUUUAGACCACGCGAUUACGUUAACAUGUUACAUAAUCGCGUUAAACAUUGAUGCUUGGCUUUUACUUGGACACGGUGUGCCAAAUGGGCAAACAGCUUACGUUUUAAUACGUGAAAACAAUAUUAAUCAAAUAUUUGAUGUAACUACGGGGAAUAAGUACGAUAUAAUAGAUCCUUUUUGUCCCUUACAAAGAGUAUUUUGCGUAAUUAAUGAAGAAAAUAUUUGGGCAAAUACGCAAAGGACAAACGAUUUAAAUCUAACCCAAUUCGAUUUUAAUAAAAGAUCCGAUUGGUCGCCGUUAUUUAACAAUCAAGUUUCGGCUCCUACGAAUUCAAUUCAAAAGAAGAUUAUUUAUACGCAAAAUAAUGUAGCAGAAGAGCUUGAAGUACAAUUAGAGAGUAAACUUAAGAAGAAAAUUAUGAAAUAUAGAAAGACUGCGAGAACUAUUUGGAAUCAUACUUUAUCGAAUUAUUUUAAGCAACACAUGGAGAGUUUAGAAGAUAAUACUAUGUAUUCAAAGCAUGAUAUUUCUCAUUUACGAAAUACUGAUUAUACACAACAGGUACACGGAUUUAUAAUCAACUUACCUUAUUGCAAUUCAACGAUACUUUUUGAGAAGAUAAAGUCGUCGAAAGUGUUCAAUGUGGAUACUCCGAGCAAAGAUUUCGUUAUUGCCCUGCACUUACAUGAAUACCCAAAUGAAAUACUUGCGGUUUGGAUCUUGAUUGGAUUUGUUUUACCUAGAUAAUAUAUAAUUGUACAUCCUUAUAUAUUAAAUAUAAAUAAAAAUUUUUACUUACAGAGUA
Messenger RNA from Onthophagus taurus, 3769 nucleotides. The record is from RefSeq and is a predicted model, not a curated record. NCBI's taxonomy places the organism in Eukaryota, Metazoa, Arthropoda, Insecta, Coleoptera, Scarabaeidae.